Molecule: messenger RNA, 1262 nt
Organism: Ochotona princeps (American pika)
Lineage: Eukaryota; Metazoa; Chordata; Mammalia; Lagomorpha; Ochotonidae
Product: PNKD metallo-beta-lactamase domain containing
Exons: 9
Coding region: 156-1241 (361 amino acids)
Cellular component (GO): mitochondrion
Molecular function (GO): hydroxyacylglutathione hydrolase activity
Source: RefSeq, a predicted model, not a curated record
CCGAGGACAAGGCCACCGGCGGGGCGGGACCAGGGCGCUCUCGCUCGCCCCCGGACGGAGCCCGGCCCCCAACCCCGCGGAUUCCCCGAGUGGGGCCCCGGGCCGGACCGUCGCCUAGCAACGUGCAGCCCCGCCCCGUGGCGGCGGCUCCCAGCAUGGCCUGGCGGGGCUGGCCCGAGCCGGGGCUGUGGGUCGCCGGCGGCGCGCUGCUGCUCCUCGCUUUGGUCUUGCUCGUGAGUCCCCGCAGCUGCCGAGCGCGGCGGGGCCUCCGCGGCCUGCUCAUGACGCGCAGCCAGCGGCUGCUCUUCCGAAUCGGGUACAGCCUGUACACCCGCACCUGGCUCGGGUACCUCUUUUACCGGCAGCAGCUACGCAGGGCUCGGAACCGAUACCCGAAAGGCCAUUCCAAAACGCAGCCCCGCCUCUUCAACGGAGUGAAGGUACUUCCCAUCCCCGUCCUGUCGGACAACUACAGCUACCUCAUCAUCGACACCCAGGCCCGGCUGGCUGUGGCUGUGGACCCUUCAGACCCUCGCGCCGUGCAGGCUUCCAUUGAGAAGGAGGGUGUCACCUUGGUUGCCAUUCUCUGCACCCACAAGCAUUGGGACCACAGUGGAGGGAAUCGCGACCUCAGCCGAUGGCAUCGGGACUGUCGUGUGUACGGGAGCCCCGAGGACGGCAUUCCCUACCUCACCCAUCCCCUGUGUCAUCAAGAUGUGGUCAGCGUGGGGCGACUGCAGAUCCAGGCCCUGGCCACCCCAGGCCACACCCAAGGCCAUCUGGUCUACCUGCUGGAUGGGGAGCCCUACAAAGGUCCUUCGUGCCUCUUUUCAGGGGACCUGCUCUUCCUGUCUGGCUGUGGACGGACGUUUGAGGGCACCGCGGAGACCAUGCUGAGCUCUCUGGACACUGUGCUGGGCCUGGAGGACGAUACCCUGCUGUGGCCCGGUCACGAGUAUGCCGAGGAGAACCUGGGCUUUGCAGGCGUGGUGGAGCCAGAGAACUUGGCCCGUGAGAGGAAGCUGCAAUGGGUGCAGAGGCAGCGGCUGGAGCGCAGGAGCACGUGCCCAUCCACCCUGGGAGAGGAGCGCUCCUACAACCCGUUCCUGCGGACCCACUGCCUGGCACUGCAGGAGGCCCUGGGGCCUGGCCCUGGCACCACCGGGGACGACACUGGCUGCUCCCGAGCCCAGCUCCUGGAGGAGCUGCGCCGGCUGAAAGACAUGCACAAGAGCAAGUGACAGCCCACCCCCUGACCCCCC